Messenger RNA from Dentiscutata erythropus, 1098 nucleotides. The record is from the annotation of a GenBank genome assembly. Lineage: Eukaryota; Fungi; Glomeromycota; Glomeromycetes; Diversisporales; Gigasporaceae.
AUGAUCUCACAACUUAUAAAAAAAAGAAAUAAUAAUUAUAUUAAACACGUUACUUCAAAUAAUCAGAGUGAAGAAUUAGGGGAUGGAGCAUCUGAAUUACAAGCAGUACUUGAUAGCGAUCUUAAUGCCAAUAUUGAAAACUGCAUCACACAACUUAAUGCCGAUAUCAAAAACUUACAAGAUUUAGUCGAGGACUACAUCAAUAAUUUAAAAUUUGUUAAUAUCGAUUUUAAUGGAAUAAACCAACUUUUAAAAAUUUAUGGUUCCCAAACACAGAUUGAUCCACAGACACCAAAUAAGCCUUUAAUUAAAGCAGUAUUACAGCGCCAUGUUUUAACAAAAAUUUUGAAAUUUGCGGACAGUUAUUUUAAAAUAGAUUUUAAUCAAGUUGAUGAAAAUUUAUCAUAUUUUCUUGAGUCUAACAUUGCCUAUAAAACAAAUGACUUGAUCAAAUCCAUUGAAAGAUUAUCAUAUGAACGUGUUGGAUCAGAUCUUGUAACUCAAGCAGCGCCUAUUAAAUUACGUCAACAAAUUUUUGCCGUACUUGGUUAUCGCGGAUUCUCUGAUACAUUUGAAAAUGGUUUACAUCCUUAUAUUUCAGAAUGGCGAGAACAACUUAAUCAGUCUAUAAAUCGAUAUCGUUUAUACAAAGAUUCUAAAAAAAAUGCUUCGCUUAAUGAGAAAGCAAUUGGAUUAAUUAAAAUAUAUGAUAUUGAAGAAGCAUUUGUCGAUAUUUCUUCUUUCCCAAUGAUUGGGAGAGAUUUCAAUGAUUCAAAACGCAAAAUAUUCACUCUUGCUAAAGUUUUUUCACGAAUCAAACCUAAGAAACGAUCUAAUAAUGCUACGGAUUCUAAGAUGAAUGUGGAUUCUUCUAAUACUGAGAUUAAUAAAGGUUCCUCCAAAACGGAAGAUAUAGAAACUGAAUCUUUUAAAGUCGAAGCUUCCACUCCUAAACCAGAUUCAUCCAAAACUGAUCUUUCUAAAACUGUUGAUUCUUCAAAAACUUAUUCUUCUAGAAUUGAUGAUUCUUCUAAAACUGUUGAUUUUUCUAAAACUUAUUCAUUAAACAAAAUAUUAGAAGGCAUUACUCCUUAUAAA